AUGUUGCCGAUCCUCGUGGGCGUUGGAAUCACGACUAUUGCGCUUGCAGUUAGAUCAGGAUUCCGGGCCUGGAGUGCCUUCAAGAGGCUUACCCCAUCAAUGAUUGCGCAGCUCAACGGGGUCAAAUUAUCUAGAGAUGUUGGCGGCAGCAAUGGCCGAUUCCCCAGUAAAAUGACCUCCGAGCUCCGAGCUAGGCUAGAUCGGUAUCCUGGCGGUUUCUCUGCUCGAAUGACCGAGGCUGAAGCCCUAUUAAUCCUAGACAUUAGUCCUGGUGAUAUUCCUUUCCUCGAUGCACAGAUGCUUAAGAAGAAACACCGCGGUGCUUUGAUCCAAAAUCACCCAGAUAGAGGAGGAAGUCCGUAUUUGGCUAUGAAAGUCAAUGAAGCGCGAGACGUGCUACAGAAUAGUAUCAUGUUAAAAUGUCGAUGA
Messenger RNA from Lachancea mirantina, 429 nucleotides. The record is from the annotation of a GenBank genome assembly. NCBI's taxonomy places the organism in Eukaryota, Fungi, Ascomycota, Saccharomycetes, Saccharomycetales, Saccharomycetaceae.